Dioscorea cayenensis subsp. rotundata (Guinea yam) is the source of this 2065-nucleotide messenger RNA. Its product is annotated as lysine histidine transporter 1-like. Gene Ontology annotation, cellular component: plasma membrane. NCBI's taxonomy places the organism in Eukaryota, Viridiplantae, Streptophyta, Magnoliopsida, Dioscoreales, Dioscoreaceae. The transcript is spliced from 8 exons. The coding region runs from base 185 to 1519 and encodes 444 amino acids. The record is from RefSeq and is a predicted model, not a curated record.
CCCAUUAUUCCAACUCUUCUCUCUUAUCCUCUUCUCUUCUCUUCUCUUCUCUUCUCUCUUGGAUGAUCCUUACUUCAACUCCUCUAUCCCUGUUUCAUAUACUUAAACCUUAUUCCUAUUUCUAUUUCUAUAUAUAUAUAUAUAUAUAAUUUGGUGAAAGCUUGAGGAAGUAGAAGUAGUAGCCAUGGGGACAGAAGUGUCUCCAAAUGAAACUUAUAACAGUGAUAGCCAGAGGAAGGAGAAGACGAUAGACGAGUGGUUGCCGAUAACAUCAUCGAGAAAUGCAAAAUGGUGGUACUCCGCCUUCCACAACGUCACGGCCAUGGUCGGAGCCGGCGUGCUCAGCCUACCUUACGCUAUGUCCGAACUCGGAUGGGGUCCUGGCAUAACCAUACUAAUCCUGUCAUGGAUCAUCACACUCUACACACUAUGGCAAAUGGUCGAGAUGCACGAAAUGGUACCUGGAAAACGUUUCGACCGAUAUCAUGAACUUGGACAACAUGCAUUUGGCGAGAAACUUGGCCUCUGGAUCGUUGUCCCACAACAGCUAAUCGUCGAGGUUGGAACGAACAUUAUCUACAUGGUUACCGGCGGAAAAUCUUUGAAGAAGUUCCAUGAUGUUGUUUGCCCAGACUGCAAGAAUAUCAAGCUCACAUACUUCAUCAUGAUCUUCGCCUCUGUGCAUUUCGUACUUUCUCAGCUCCCCAACUUCAACUCCAUCUCUGGAGUUUCCUUAGCAGCUGCAGUUAUGUCUCUCAGUUACUCAACCAUAGCAUGGGGAGCAUCUGUGGACAAAGGAAAGCAACCGGGAGUUGAAUAUGGAUACCGGGCAUCAAGCACUGCAGGCACAGUGUUCAACUUCUUCAGUGCACUAGGAGCUGUUGCCUUUGCAUAUGCAGGUCACAAUGUGGUCCUAGAGAUCCAAGCAAACAUACCGUCGACACCCGAAAAACCAUCAAAGAAGCCGAUGUGGAGGGGUGUUGUUGUUGCCUAUAUCAUUGUCGCCAUAUGCUAUUUCCCCGUCGCGUUUGUCGGGUACUGGGCGUUCGGGAAUUCAGUCUCUGAUGAUGUCCUAAUCACUCUGGAGAAACCCAGGUGGUUGAUUGCCAUGGCCAACAUGAUGGUUGUCAUUCAUGUCAUUGGGGGCUACCAGAUAUACGCUAUGCCGGUUUUUGACAUGAUGGAAACAAUACUUGUCAAGAAACUUCAUUUCACACCUAGUCUAACCCUUCGACUAAUUGCUCGCAGUCUAUAUGUUGCCUUUACAAUGUUCAUGGGUAUAACAUUCCCAUUCUUCAGCGAACUUCUUGGAUUCUUCGGUGGAUUUGCAUUUGCUCCUACAACAUACUUUCUCCCCUGCGUCAUGUGGCUUGCUAUCUACAAACCUCGGCGGGGCAGUUUAUCUUGGAUUUCAAACUGGAUUUGCAUCAUUCUGGGACUCUGUUUGAUGAUUCUAUCACCUAUCGGAGGACUUCGCCAGAUCAUUAUCAAGGCAAAGACUUAUACGUUCUACUCAUAAGUAUCAAACCGAAUCGAACAUGCAUCUCAAUCAGUUAAUGACCAUUGGAUUGGUGCCACAUUUUGAAUUUAUGGCUGGUAAGUGGGGGAGAUAUUUUAUGAUUUUCUUAGCGAGGGCCAAUAGCCUCGCAUCGAGAAUACAGUGAAAUUCAGCGGUUAUUUCGACUAAAAGCUCUUGUAAUUUAUGGCUUGCCUAUGCAAUAAAGAUGAAACUAUCAUGUAAAACAUUAUGCUAGUUGUUUGUAUUACAAAUUUCUCAUUCAUUAAUAAGCAUGAUUUAUUUUCCUGUACUCAAACCAAGAUCACCUACAUGUUUGAAGACAUAGGACAAAGCAUUGAAACAAAACGACUAAAAAAAAGUCAUAAAAUUUUAUUUAGGAUUACCAUCCUCAUUAUCCAAGCUAAAAACAGACAGCCAACACUAAGUUCAUCAAAAUUCUGAGCUAAAAAAAGAGCCCAAAAUGCAUUAACACCACUCACAAGAAUCAAGGACAACUGCUUGAAUGAAAACUUGCAUAAUGGGUUGAAUUCUCUGGGCUUACAUCAC